This is a messenger RNA of Diaporthe citri, 1446 nucleotides long. RefSeq lists its product as uncharacterized. Gene Ontology annotation, molecular function: glycerophospholipase activity. Bases 1 to 1446 code for a protein of 481 amino acids. The record is from RefSeq and is a predicted model, not a curated record. Gene Ontology annotation, biological process: neutral lipid catabolic process; macroautophagy; multivesicular body membrane disassembly. The transcript has 4 exons. NCBI's taxonomy places the organism in Eukaryota, Fungi, Ascomycota, Sordariomycetes, Diaporthales, Diaporthaceae.
AUGAUCCUUCGGCGCAGGGCCGCUGGUGGUGAUACGUGCACCUCUGCUGGCAGAGUAACCGCCCAUCUCCUCUUAUCGUUCCUCGCCUUCUCACCAACAUCCGUCCACGCCGCCAGCCAGCCUAGAGCAGACGACCAAGCAGUCCUACGACUACAUCCUGACUACUUCAACCCUGCCCCUGAGCCCCCAGCUCCUGCAGUUCACACCUUUACUCUCAGGCAUGACACAUGGCUGGCUGCCGAGGAUGACCAUCCCGAGUUACGGCUGCCGCCAUUACGAGCACGCAGCGACGCCACGAGAAUACAAAGGCUCGUCGAUAGGCGUCCGAGUGUCGUUGAUCCCAUGGUUGCCCUAUCAAGGCAACACGGCUACGUCUCAGUCUUAUCGCCGGAUGCCUGGACUCUCGAUGACAUUCCCGGCCCCAACAUCACCGAUAGGGACACCAUCGUCAGCCUCGCCUAUAUGGCCGCAAACGCAUAUGUUGAAACCCCAGAUAAUGCAGAAUGGUCGGAGGUUGGCGACCCGUUCAACAGGUCGGCCGACUUUGGGUGGGAGACUGACGGGCUUCGGGGACACAUCUUCGCCGACGACACAAACUCGACCGUCGUCAUCGGGCUGAAAGGCACAUCGAUGGCUAUAUUUGACGGGGAGGGCACCACCACCAACGACAAGGUCAACGACAAUUUGUUCUUCAGUUGUUGCUGCGCUCAGCAAGGGCCCUGGCUGUGGCAUCAGGUUUGCGACUGCGCGACGGGUACAUACUCGUGCAACAACACCUGUGUGGUGCAGGCACUGAGGAACGAGAGCAGGUACUACAUGGCCGCGAGGGAAUUGUAUUCAAAUGUCACCGAGCUCUACCCCAACUCCAACAUCUGGAUGACCGGUCAUUCCUUGGGAGGUGCUGUUAGUGCCAUGCUCGGCCUCACAUAUGGCCUGCCUGUGGUCACGUUCGAAGCCGUCCCUGACGCCCUGCCGGUCUCCCGGCUCGGCCUCCCGGUCCCACCCGGUGUCGACCCAAAUAGCCCUCAAACACGAGAGUACACCGGCGCUUACCACUUCGGCCACACCGCAGACCCGGUCUACAUCGGGACAUGCAACGGCGCGACGGCGUCAUGCUCCUACGGUGGAUACGCCUUGGAAUCGGCAUGUCACACCGGCCGCGAGUGCGUCUACGACGUCGUGGCCGAUAAGGGUUGGCGCGUUGGAAUCGGCACCCAUAAGAUACGGUCCGUCAUCAACGAUGUCAUACUCAAGUACGAUGAGGUUCCCGAAUGCAAGUUCACACCUGAGUGUCACUACGACAACCUCGAGCUCUUCGUCCACCACCAAGACCAGGACGAGGACGGAGACCUGCAAAACACCUGGUUGGUGGGGUUGCUUGGACGAGACCACGACCGGGACGACCACAACCACGACCACCACGAGCACAUCUACUUCGACCUGUAA